GGGGAAAAGUGAUCCUGCGCCUUUAAUUUCCCUUUCUGAGCAGAGAAGGCUGCACAGCCCUGACAAGCUCACUUGUUCCCGUCUUUAAUGUGCAAUCUGUUUUCUCCAGCGGAGGGCACUCAGUGUAUCACAAACUCCAGCAUUAGCACCAACCAGCUCUGAGCACCAUCAGUCUCCGGAAAGCCUUCUGAAUUAGACAAGGGCUGCCUCUCAGCACAGCUACAAAACACUUUCAACCUGACCAGCUAAAUGGAUAAACCUAGCCCGCAUAGCUUUUAAACUGGGGUCUCACACAGCACAGGCGGCCUGCUUGCUUCAACAACUGAAAAAUCCUGAGGAUGAAUUGCUUUAUCUGGGAAUGGCAAAAGCCAGCACAAUAAGGAAUGCCAGGUGGUGGUGAUUUCUACAGGAGAGACCAAAUAAGAAGAAAGCAGAGAGAGGGGGGCAGACGUUUUUUGGAUGACAAAGGAUGGGUUUCCGUCUAAACACGCAGCUGAAAGGCAUGAGUGUGUUUCUGGUGCUAUUUCCCACCCUGCUGCUGGUUAUGCUGACGGGGGCUCAGAGAGCUUGCCCGAAGAAUUGCAGAUGCGAUGGCAAGAUUGUGUACUGUGAGUCUCACGCCUUUGCAGACAUCCCUGAGAACAUUUCUGGAGGGUCACAAGGUUUAUCCUUAAGGUUCAACAGCAUUCAGAAACUCAAAUCCAAUCAGUUUGCCGGCCUUAACCAGCUUAUAUGGCUUUAUCUUGACCAUAAUUACAUUAGCUCAGUGGAUGAAGAUGCCUUUCAAGGGAUCCGCAGACUGAAAGAAUUAAUUCUAAGCUCCAACAAAAUUACCUAUCUGCACAAUAAAACAUUUCACCCAGUCCCCAAUCUCCGCAACCUGGAUCUCUCCUACAACAAACUUCAGACCUUGCAAUCUGAGCAGUUUAAAGGCCUCCGGAAACUCAUCAUUUUGCACUUGCGAUCUAAUUCCCUAAAGACCGUGCCCAUAAGGGUUUUUCAAGACUGCAGGAACCUUGACUUUCUGGAUUUGGGUUACAAUCGUCUCAGAAGCUUAUCCCGAAAUGCAUUUGCUGGUCUUCUGAAGUUGAAGGAGCUCCAUCUGGAGCACAAUCAGUUUUCAAAGAUCAACUUUGCGCAUUUUCCUCGUCUCUUCAACCUGCGAUCCAUUUACCUGCAGUGGAACCGGAUCCGCUCUGUCAGCCAAGGCCUAACAUGGACCUGGAGUUCCUUGCACACCUUGGAUCUAUCAGGGAAUGACAUCCAAGCGAUCGAGCCUGGGACAUUUAAAUGCCUCCCAAAUUUGCAAAAAUUGAAUUUGGAUUCCAACAAGCUCACCAACGUCUCCCAGGAGACCGUGAAUGCAUGGAUAUCCUUAAUAUCCAUCACCUUGUCUGGAAACAUGUGGGAAUGCAGUCGGAGCAUCUGUCCUCUGUUCUACUGGCUGAAGAAUUUCAAAGGGAAUAAAGAGAGUACCAUGAUAUGCGCAGGGCCUAAGCACAUACAGGGUGAGAAGGUCAGCGAUGCUGUGGAGACUUACAACAUCUGCUCUGAGGUCCAGGUGGUCAACACAGAAAGAUCACACCUGGCGCCUCAAACUCCCCAGAAGCCCCCGUUCAUCCCCAAACCUACCAUCUUCAAACCUGAUGCCAUCCCAGCCACCCUGGAGUCAGCGAGUCCAUCCCCGGGCUUUCAGAUUCCAGGGACGGAUCAUGAGUACGAGCACGUGUCAUUUCACAAAAUCAUCGCAGGGAGUGUGGCUCUGUUCCUCUCGGUAGCCAUGAUUCUCCUGGUGAUCUAUGUGUCUUGGAAAAGGUAUCCAGCUAGUAUGAAACAACUCCAACAGCACUCGCUUAUGAAGAGGCGGCGGAAAAAGGCAAGGGAGUCAGAGAGACAAAUGAAUUCCCCUUUACAGGAAUACUACGUGGACUACAAGCCGACGAACUCUGAGACCAUGGAUAUAUCGGUUAAUGGAUCUGGUCCCUGCACAUAUACCAUCUCUGGCUCCAGGGAGUGUGAGAUACCCCACCAUGUGAAGCCCUUGCCAUAUUACAGCUACGACCAACCAGUGAUCGGGUACUGCCAGGCCCACCAGCCUCUCCACAUCAACAAGGCCUAUGAGGCUGUGUCCAUAGACCAGGACGACAGCCCCAGCCUGGAGCUUGGGAGAGACCACAGCUUCAUCGCCACCAUAGCCAGGUCGGCUGCACCUGCCAUUUACCUGGAGAGAAUAACAAACUAACCGUGUAGCCAACUCCUUAAUGCAGAGCUCCCAGGAGAAGGGAGACCUUCAUCACAAAGGAGAUGAGGUUUCCAGCAUCCUCCAGCCUCAAGAGUCCAUUGCUCAUGUACAGAAGUUUAGGGCAUAGUGAGAAAAAACAAAACAAAACAAAAUUCAAACUGCGUAUAAGGUUGGGCAGCUGGUGAACCUGCCAUCUACCCGGGAGAACACAGAACUUUCUUUGCUUUAAAACAUAAAACAAACACAAGUACUCCCGGAUGUAAAUAGUCAAGAGUGUUAAGUUCUUAUAAAAAUAGAUUUCACCCUAGCUAUCUAUAGGUUUGUUUGUAUAUUUGAUUUUUCUACACUGCAUGGUUCCUGGGAUGAGAACCACAAGGGGGAGGGUGGGAGUUUUGGGGGAAACAAUACAGUUUUCCUUGUAAAGUGUGCAUAACACUGAGAGACCUAGUUUCCGUUUUGUUUUUCCUUUAAAAUCUGGUUUUAUUCUUUUGUUUAUUUUAUUUUUUUCUUAAUUUCCUGGUGGAAUGACUUUCUAUUUCUAAAUAUGAGUACUUACAUGGCACCAAAAGAAGAUUUUGUUUUGCACUGACCUCAAGUAAAGAAAAUUGACGUCAACAUUCAAUAAACUAUGGGAAUGAGUUAAAUACAUCAAAGUGUAUAUUCCUUCAGUACACAUUAUAGAUGGUACUAAGAACUCUGGUUUAUUCCUCCAUUGGUAUCCAUCAUGGCAGGAAACCUGAUAACCAGGCCAGUGAACACCUGGAGUGGAGAAGAACCUGAGAACUACCCUCAGCAGAGAGCGGCUCUCGGUGAACAAUUGACAAGAAUGGUCCAGUAAAAGAAACUGUCAAGGGAUGAAUUUCUAAACUCAAUAUAAUGUGUAAUAUUGCUUUUAAAUUUAAUUAUCACUUAGCUUUUGUGUAAUUUUUAUCAAUAAAAGAAAAAAUGUUGAAAAAUAAAAUACAUUAUUUGGCGGUUGAUA
Molecule: messenger RNA, 3224 nt
Organism: Peromyscus maniculatus bairdii (prairie deer mouse)
Lineage: Eukaryota; Metazoa; Chordata; Mammalia; Rodentia; Cricetidae
Gene: Lrrtm4
Product: leucine rich repeat transmembrane neuronal 4
Molecular function (GO): protein binding
Source: RefSeq, a predicted model, not a curated record